This is a messenger RNA of Magallana angulata, 2319 nucleotides long. Its product is annotated as E3 ubiquitin-protein ligase TRIM36-like. Bases 68 to 1690 code for a protein of 540 amino acids. NCBI's taxonomy places the organism in Eukaryota, Metazoa, Mollusca, Bivalvia, Ostreida, Ostreidae. The transcript is spliced from 2 exons. The record is from RefSeq and is a predicted model, not a curated record. Gene Ontology annotation, cellular component: nucleoplasm; chromatin. Gene Ontology annotation, molecular function: protein binding; ubiquitin-protein transferase activity; zinc ion binding. Gene Ontology annotation, biological process: positive regulation of DNA-templated transcription.
UCGUUAUCUCACACGUCACUAGACAAAAAAAAAUACUUGAAGCCGCCAUGUUUUUCUACUGAGGACCAUGAAUCCUCGAAACAGUGCCCAAGAUAUCUUUCGAUGUCAUCUGUGUGAGUCUCCUUUUCCACCACUUUACUGUGACAUCUGUAAUGUCAACCUCUGCAAAGAAUGUGUUGGGGAGCAUCUUCUCGACGGAUCAGGUGACCAUAAGGUGGUACCAAUCAAACUGCGACGAUCUACUCCUAGUUACCCGAAAUGUCAAAAACAUGGUACAAGACAAUGUGAACUUUAUUGUGAACAAUGCGACAUUCCAAUAUGCGCAAACUGUGUUUCCAAUGAACACCAUGAAGCUCACAAGAAAGUUGACAUUUUAGAAAAGUUUCAGAGAACAAAAGAAUCCAUACAAACAAGUUUGCAAGAAUUAGAGAAAUCAAUUCUAAUACAAUAUCAAAAAUUUGCAUCGGAAAUUUCAAUCCAAAUAUCUCAAAUUCAUAUCAAUUCCGACAAAUUGACAACAGCUCUAGUUGAACUAGGAGAAAACCUUCACAAAGCUGUAGACACAUUAAUCAACAGGAGAAAAACAGAAAUCACCAAUACUUAUUCAAAAUUGUUGGCCGACCUAGCUAACCACGAAAGAGAAAUAACCAAAAGCAUUUCUGAAAUUGAGCAAACUGUUUUGGAUCUCAAUAAAUUACUUGAUUCGAACGAUAUGUCACUUGUUUGUGCAUACAAGCUCAUGGGUGCUGAAUUUAAAGCAUUGCCUCAGCAGAUACAAUGUAACUUUCCAUGUUUCUCUCCUUUAGUCAACACAGAACAGCUAUAUGAACUAUUUGGUUUUCUGUUUACUUUUAACAAGGAAAAAAGACAAGUCCGAAAAAAGUACAUUAUUGAGAAACCCCACGCCAAAAUAGCUACAGUCACAGGGUUUAAAUCGUUAUUCAGCGUAGCUUGUUUAAGUGAUGAAGAAGUAUGGACCUGUGGAAAUAACAAUGAAAUAAAACUUUAUAACCUUCAUGGAGAUUUGCUGAAUUCAAUUCAAACCAAAUCAGAAUGUGCACCAUCCGAUAUAGCAGUAACACGUAGCGGAGAUCUUGUUUAUGCUGACAGAAAUAAUGAAACCCUGAACACAGUGAAAGAAGGAAAUGCACAUGUAGAAAUAAAAUUACAAGGAUGGAGACCAGUAAAUGUUUGCUCUACUUCCUCAGCCGAUCUGCUAGUGACUAUGAUCAGUAAUAACUGUCGACAGGCCAGGGUUGUGCGUUAUUCUGGUUCACUGCAAAUACAAAUCAUUCAAUAUGAUGAUAACGGCAAGCCUCUCUAUUCAACAGAUCUCACUAAAUACAUCAGCGAGAACAGAAACCUUGAUGUCUGUGUGGCUGACAAUGGUGCUCAUUCCAUAGUAGUUGUUGAUCACACCGGUAAAUUCAGGUUUACAUACACUGGUCCUUUGUCAUCUACCAAAGAAGUAUUUGAUCCUGUAGGCAUCACUACGGACAGCCAGGGUCGGAUCCUGACCGCAGACUUCGAUAACGCCUGUAUCCACGUUCUGGAUCAGGACGGACAGUUUCUCUGCUACAUUGACAACUGUGGUUUGUGCUAUCCAUGGGAACUAUGUGUGGACACUAAUGACAACCUCUUUGUCGCCGAUGACAGAAGUCGAGUAAAGAAAAUACAGUAUUCAAAAUAAUUUCUUCUAUUGUCUCGAAGAACGAGGAAAAAAAAAAAGAAAUAUCAUGUAAAUAACCUGAAAAUAAAUGCUCUCUGAUUGCCCAUUACAUUUAUCCAGUUUACAAUAACACACCUAUAAUAUAUAAAAUGUAGGGUUUUCCAUUACACGGCUAAGUCGAAUAAUCCAGGACUUAUGUCAAAAACUCGAUACACAAUAUGUCUUUUUCCAAACCUAAUACUUGCAAGCAAAAUGUUGUCAAAAAACAUUCGUAAAUGAGAAACAUCUCAUUAUUUCUGAACAUUUGUACGAUAUUUUCAAAUUUGAUUUACAGAUAUGUUAUGCUAAAUACCUUAUCCACGUGUUGUAUAUCGCUACUUGCUUCCACAAACUUACUGACUUAACUAUAUAAUUAUACUACACUCAUAUUGAGCCUAGCUUAUGUCAAAAUACUUUGAUUUAAAUCCUUAAUAAACUGUAUAUAUUUCAAAUAUAGUCCAUGUUAUAAGAAUAUUACAUUGUCCCAUAUGUUGACUUAAAGCUUUUCUUUAUUUUUUUAUUCUUGUCCACAAUAUUUUUGUGGUCAUUUGGUAGGAAGGGGCGACAUGAUUUGUUGAGUUUAUUUUUUCAGUUAGCAACAAAAGCUAAGA